Molecule: messenger RNA, 3564 nt
Organism: Chelonia mydas (Green sea turtle)
Lineage: Eukaryota; Metazoa; Chordata; Testudines; Cheloniidae
Gene: ERICH6B
Product: glutamate rich 6B
Exons: 15
Coding region: 61-2076 (671 amino acids)
Source: RefSeq, a predicted model, not a curated record
AUGAUGAAUUGACUUCUUGCCUGUUGCUGAAGAUUUUCAUCUCCUUAAUGCAUUGCAGAUAUGUCGAAAGGACACAAGCUGUCAGUGGCUGGCAGUAACCAGCCCCAACUGAGAACAUCCCCAUCUCCCUCUGGGUGUAUUUCAUCAGAUUCCCAAUCUGCUAUUUUGUGCCUCACUGUAGAAAAUGUUAAAAAGCUAGAAAAAGAGUAUUUGACUGCAAAAGGAGUCCUUAGUAACCAGUCCGUGGAGGAGUACGUUAAGCAGAGUAAUCUCUGUUUGCUGGAGAGAGAGAGGAGUGGGGAAGUCAGCAGAGAGCAUGUCCCAGAUAAAAAAGAUCCAGAAGGAGCCAUCUCCUUCCUUUCAAGAGAGCUGGAUAAAAAGUACAAGGAAACUCACUUGGAAAAGGCUGAAGAAAUUUCACCCAAAGGCAGAUUAUUGGCAGAAUUUCAGGUAGAUUCUCUAUCAACUCCGCAUGCCGGUCCUAAAUCAAAGGAAUCAAAUGAUGUAAAAGCCAGUCUGCUGUGGCCUCUUUGCAGAAAGUCUGCGGGUGGAUCUUCCGCCACUCACGGAAGAAGAUGUGAGGCUGAGGAUCUGGGGACCCAGACGGAAUGGAGUUAUUCAGACAAAUCCCUAGCGUCUGUUGAGAACGCUAUAUCAGUAAUCAGAGAGGAGAAGAGGAGCAGAGAAGAUGUGGAUGGCAAGGACAGUCCUGAGCCCACACUGAGUCAAGGCACUGUGGUACUCUUUCCUGACACAGAUGAAGAAAUUAAGACACAUGAGUCUGAAGAAGGAAGCGAAGAAUGUAACCAAACUAAAUCCAAAGGUGAAGUUGUGAGAGCUGAAAGUGAUGCAGCAGGAGGAGAAGACAAGAAGUCAGAUGAUGAAGCCCCGGAGCCCGAUUCAGAAGAGGCGAUUCGUGAUGACCUGAAAAUAACUACCCUAUUCCUAGAUGAGGAAAAUCGCAUUGCUGAAGGAUAUGAAAGCUGUGAGUUUUGUAAGGCUGUUGCAAAGCCCAUCCCAAGAGUAGAAGACCUGGAGACACAACCACUGGAAACUAUUUUGUGCUGCAGGAUGUACAAGGAAGUGUUUGAGUGUGUGAUCAAGGAGCUGAUGGAAGGCAACUCAUUUGACGAAGAGAUUGACAUUGCUCCUCAUCCUCACCUUUCACAAACAAUGCUAGAAAGUGACACCAGAAAGAAACUUGAGCAACAGUUGCAAGAGAGAGGUUUUGAUAAAUACAGGGAACUGUAUGAGCGGCAUAUGAGGUUUGGUGCCUUGACCAAAAUUUCAUUUCAAUUCUCGCAAUUCCAAGAAGAGAAUCCAGCACUGUCUCAAACUUCUGAAGACCUGGAUGCAGCGUUCAGAGCAGAGCACUUAAAGAUUUGUCAUGCUCGUGACCCUGUAAGAAGAUAUUAUCCUGAUGGGCAGAAAUUCUUUCUUCUUUUUCCAGAUGGGACAGGUCAGGUUUUUUAUCCAUCAGGUAACAUUGCCCUCCUGAUCGUGUAUGUCAAGGAAGGACAGUUUAUAUACGUCAUCCUAGAGGAUCACACAUACUCAGGGAUUCAAGCAUUCUUCACAAACCGCGGCUAUGCCACGUGCUACCAUAGGAAUGGGCUCAUCUGGCUGAAUCUGGAUAGCCACACUGGCUCCUACUUCGAUAAGAAAGGAAGAAGACAGAAGCACUGGAGUUGGCAUGACUUCAGCCAUCAUGUUCAUGCACCUCCUUUCCAGCCCAUCUGCAUGAAACUAAACAUCUAUAUCAGGAUUAAAAUUGUGGCUCAGGAGAAAAUUUACUUAUCAUUUGCUAAACAACAAAACUGCAUCCAUUUCAACAUGGGGGCUAGGCUAAAGUUGAAAGACACAGCCACACUCCACUUACUUAAACCAGCAGAAAGCCAGCUGGGGCUACUCCUGCACUCCAAAAGCAUUCAGAUCAACAGCCUCCUAGCCAAAAUGAAGGAAGUAUUACAAGACCUGCAGCGCACGCCAUUGGACAAAAUUCAGGCGCUGCCCCGUGUUCUAGCACAGCUGCGUAAACUGCUGAAAUGGAGAUGCAGAAAGACUCUUGCCCAGUAGACACGCCGGGUGUUGCAAUGUUAGAUUUCUCUCUAGUCAAGUAAGGUUACAUGGGCAGUUCACUGUGGAAACAAUAAAACUCAUUUUCAAGCAUGUCGUAAGUGUUUAGCUGUAUUCCAGCGUAGAGCAUCUAUGGCACUAAACAGCACAUUUGAAAAUACGCAGUGGAUUGUGUAUGCCUACGGAUCGACAAUACAUGCGCGCUAGUUUGAGAGAAUGAGAAGGUGGUUCUUAUAAGUAGGAGAAAGGACAACAGGGGUCACCUGCAGUUUGGUGGGAGCCUAUAUCAGACCAUGCCUGUUGUGUGACCCAGUGAGCAUGCCGGGCACCCUGGCCCAGCAUUUCUGCCCAGAAAUUCAUUGUGGAAUGAAUACGCAGCAUGCAUAUAAUGUAACAAAACACCCCUCAUGGUUACUAAAGGGGAAGGGUCUGAAUACGAACGAAAGGAAAAGAUUGUGGAUGAAGAGCCUUGUGUGGUAUGAACUCUCUCCAAUUCUUAUCACAGUGAUCGUUCCAGGGGGUUAACAGUGAAGUAGCCUGAGCGACUAGGGUUGGUAUUGAACAAGCUGGCUGGUGUGUUUUUAUUUGAGGCUUUCAAAGUGAGACAGGGUGAAGAGAAUGGGGCUCUGCCACAGAUCCUAAGCAAAACGGCAAGUUAAUCAAAGAAAUGGAGCUAAGAAUUUUUUUCCUCUGUGAACUAGUUUUCUUAAAUGAAACAGUUAGGCACCACUAUUACUUCAGUCUGUCCUUGUAAGUCACUUUCUCCAGUCUUCAUGACUCUCUUGCUCUCUGAAAGACCUUCAGUUUGUCUACAAUUUUCUUGAAGAGCCCAGACCUGAAUGGAGUAUAUUCUAGGAGUGGUCUGACUGGUACUGACUGAAAAGGGACUGCAAGUUCACUGCUCUCCAACAACAUAUGGUCUCUGUGCAUAUAGCCUAAAUUUUUUUGCUCCCUACCAUUUCACAGUACCAGCUCAUACCUAAUUCACUAUGAUCAAACUUGGGCCUCUUAAUGUACUGAAUGCCAGAUUUCUCUCCCCUUGAUUAGCUGGGUUUCAUAUUUCCCCCAGGUACAGUAGCUUGCAUUUUAACAAGUUCAGAUUCAUUUUAUUAUUUCCUGACGAUAUUUCUACCUCUCUAGGUCCCUUUAUUAAUCAUCACUAUACUUUCUUUAGUCUUUCAGCUAGUUUUCCAUCCAGUUUAGUCUUCCAGCUAGUUUGGCAGCACUCAUAACCAAAUCAAUUUCAAUUAGUUUUUCCAAGUAAAAUUUCAAAAUGCUAUCAAAUUAUGUACCAGAAUUCAGAUCUUAGACGUUUAUUAGUUUAGUAAAUGUAUUAAAAGGUGAUCAUGUUCACGUGGUAUGGCAUUCUUUAUAAACUCAUUCUGCUUAUUCUUUAUGGCUGUUAUAGAUGUUUACAUCCAGUGUACCUAGGAAGGCAUGAUGUUACAGAAUUUUAUAAACUUAGAAAAAAAUUACUUAUCUAAUAAA